AUGGCGUUCGAACUGAAAACGGCGCAUUCAAGGGAUGGCACCAAGAUCGCCUUCUACCAGAUCGGCACGGGCCCGGGCAUCAUCAUCCUCCAUGGCGCGAUGCAGCAUGGUCUCAGCCACAUGGACCUCGCAAAGGCGCUGUCGGAGAAUUUCACCUGCUAUCUGCCUGACCGGCGAGGACGUGGCAAGUCCGGCCCCACGGGCAGAGACUACUCGAUCCAGAAAGAAGUGGAAGACGUCGAAGCCAUCCACCUCGUGACGGGCGCAAAGUUCCUUUUCGGCGUCAGCUCAGGGGCACUGAUCACACUGAGAGCGGCACUGGCAGCACCGCCCUCGCACAUACGGCGCAUUGCGGUGUUUGAACCCCCCUGGCGGCCUGAAGCGGAUCGCGAGGCCAUGACGGCGUGGGUGCAGCGAUACCAUGCUGAGAUCGAUCGCGGGGAGCUUGCCAAAGCCGCCGUGACCACGAUGCUUGGAACGGAGAUGGGUCUCGCCAUUUUCCGGUCAAAAUACUUCCCCCAAGGCGCGCUGGUGCUCCUGGCCAAAGUGCUCCUGGCGUUCGAGCAGCACACCACCGGCCACAACAACAGCAACAACAAACCAAACAGCAAGGAUUCGUCGCCCUCGGACGGCGAGCAGCAGUACGCAGGGCCAUUGAUCAAGGACCUAAUUCCCACGGUGCGUAACGACAUCGAGAUCGCCAUGUCGAUGCUCGGGGAAGAGUCCCUGCAGAAGCUGGCAGCGAUCCAGACCGAGACGCUCAUACUGGGCGGGAGUCGGAGCCAGGCGUACUUGAAGAACGCGGUCCACGAGCUGGAAAGGACCCUCCCCAACGCGGUGCGCGUCGAGUUCGACGGCCUCGACCACGGCGCCACCUUCAACAAAGCACAACACGGCAGUCCGGACGUGUUCGCCGCAGAGCUGCGUCGGUUCUUUUCUCAGGGCAACGAUGAGGCGGCGCAAGGGAAUGCCUCACCUCCGUGA
Molecule: messenger RNA, 984 nt
Organism: Fonsecaea erecta
Lineage: Eukaryota; Fungi; Ascomycota; Eurotiomycetes; Chaetothyriales; Herpotrichiellaceae
Exons: 1
Coding region: 1-984 (327 amino acids)
Source: RefSeq, a predicted model, not a curated record